AUGCCCCCUAGCAUGCAGAGCAAAUCUCAGCCACUCCCACUGUCCGCUCUCUUUCAUAAUUCUCAAACAGCCCAUCGAUGUCCCAAACCUGCACCACAGGCCGAUCCUGCUAACACACAAUCAGCAGCUGGUCCCACAGCAGUAUCCACCAGCAUCCAAGCCCCCAUCCCACGACGCAAUCCGGUAGCCACUACAUCACCUCUUUGCAGGCUCACCACCGCCAGUCUGCUUCAGGAAAACACCCCAAGGCCCAAUACUCAGGCGGUCACUCUUUCCCAACCUUUCGUCAGACCAGAAACGUCUGUCGCUGGCCUGCUAUCCCAUGGCUUCAACUCGAACGCGUUCCUUGGAACGCUUCCCAUGUCAUCGAGAAACACCACCUUCGUUGGAUCCAACAUGACAGGGCGUAAGAAAGCAUCCGCCAUGCAAAUGGCAUGGGGACAUGGCGAAGCACCUACAUGUCACAUCCUCAUCUAUCCCUUUCUCAGUCCGGAGCAUCAUCAACAAGCCAUCAAGGACGCAGAUCCUAGCAUUCAAACCGGAUACCCACUCCCCCAGUCUGACAUAUACCAUCUCGAGCAUGUCGACGUCGCACCGUUUCGGGAGCACAUGCAAAAGCUUGAUCUUUGCAUCACCUUCUACACCAAUGCUAACGACAAUUACAGGACGAUUCACGAUAAACUUCUCACGCAUAAUGCAAUGGCUGGGAAGCCCCAGAUCCCCGGCCUCAAGACUGACGACCUGGCUAAUCUCAGCUUUCAAAACAUGGGCUGGUGUUUCCUACAGCUCAUGUCCCGCAAAGGAGAUCCGUCUCUUCUCAUCGUCAACAAGAAAAUUAAUGAGGGUCAGGCCACAAUUGACCAUUUCAUCCGCCAUGGAAGCCUGGAGUCCAAGUUUCUGCCCAAACAUGGCAAAAAUCAUUCAGCUGUGCUCGGUCAGUUUACCCUGGUGAUUGGCGAUAUUAACUCGCAGGAAAAUAUUUCCAGCUCUGACCCGAGGCCCCAUCUGCCACAAUCUCCAAAACAGGAACUUCGGGGCAGCAGUUUUGAUGAGAACUCCUUGCCCUCCCUACGUGCAUGCAGAGGCUUGCCACCCAAUCAUCUUGCCCCCGAGCUGACGAUUACGGCGGGAAUCCCUCAUUGUCCCCAACUUACCGAUGACGCCACUUCACUGGCGGAAGAACCACAGCCGAACACACAGUCCAACAAGCGGCCCGCUUCUUCCAGGUCACUGCCACCUGAUCGACUUGGCAUGUGCCCCCUUUCACCGAUUGACUUGUCCAGCCAACUGCCCCCGCUGCCAUUGCCCCCCCCUUAUUACGCCGGAGAAAUUUGGCCACAACCUCGUGAUGCAGAGCGGGCACAAAGUCAACCCAUAUACACCUCCUGCCUGUCGGAGACCAUGAUCUCCCUCCUCCCCGACACAAUGUGCCUGAAGGGACCAAAUGUCGAAUCUCUCGCUGAUGCAGUGCUCGAACUCUGUAGAUUUUACGCAACGAAUGCAUGGGACAAGGACAAUGAGAUGUUUCUGCAGAAGAUAGAGGGCCCUCUAGCACCCCAAUUUCCUUCCUCCAACAUCCUUUGUGAAAAUUGGGAUGAGCUGGCAAAAUUUGGGAGCAUGAAGAUGAUCAUACUCCAGAGCUGGAGCCAUGGCGACAGUAUCAAUAAAAUGGUCCUCAGGGAGGCAUUGAAGAAGGCUCUUGAAAAUACCAAUCUAUACACUUCCUUGCCUGAACAACUCCAAUUACUUCACAGCUACCUUUCGCAUGAGAGAUUGCACCGCGAUGGAAACUUGUCUGUGGAGAGCACAGGGUCUCCUGCUUGCUCUCUGCACUGUUACCUUCCACAUGCUGCCGCUGCCGGUGUCUCCGUUUCUCUUUCUCGCAUUGUUGACUCCACGAGGAGGAUUGGCAAAAGUCUUGGAUCUUCUAACAGGACCCGUCAUCAAGGCAUUGGAUCCCGCUACCGAAGAUUUCAUGCAACCUUGGCUCGUAAGUCCAACACGCUACACCACACUACACAAUCACCCAUGAAAUAUCCUCUCCCCAGCCUUACGAUGUCGGUUUCAAGAAACCUGACCCGGAAAAGUUACAACUCCAAAAUAGACCAGAGCAAUGGAUUUAACGCCAUGCGGGAGGGAUUUUCUUACAAUUUUGGUCAUGACAAAUACAUUGGAGGCCUGCCUUCGCUAUUCCGCCGAGAGCUACCCCAACCAGAGAAUCUCUUGUUGUAUCUUCACAGGAUGUAUGAUCGCAGCAUCCACUCAGCUCAGGACCUUCUAGACCUUAUCCAGUUUGACCAUGGAUGCGUCAGGACAGAUGCCUUUUGCUCAACACCAUGUGAUUGGGGUUAUGGGACACAGCCCAAUGGAAAUACUUUGAACAAGACUUGGACCGCCGUGGGCCACUGCUUCCUGGUGAUGGUGACCAGUCUGCCAUAUAUGCCUGCAGCACCCGAGGAGAAGAUCAAGUUCAUCUUGCAUGCCCCAGAUGAAUUCCAACCACCUUCUCAAGUAUUUUGCAUGAGCACUUGCUUCAAUAUCAUCAGGCUCAAGCUCGACAUGAAAUUAUGCAGCCUUCUUGCUGGAGAGGCAACAGCACUCUUCCCCAAUUUUGAGGCUUGCUUGGACUUCUGGUUGUUCGACGAUGAUCGAAUCAUUAUGCUCAUUUAG
Molecule: messenger RNA, 2670 nt
Organism: Desarmillaria tabescens
Lineage: Eukaryota; Fungi; Basidiomycota; Agaricomycetes; Agaricales; Physalacriaceae
Exons: 9
Coding region: 1-2670 (889 amino acids)
Source: RefSeq, a predicted model, not a curated record